Messenger RNA from Beta vulgaris subsp. vulgaris (sugar beet), 3585 nucleotides. RefSeq names its product pullulanase 1, chloroplastic. Bases 283 to 3189 code for a protein of 968 amino acids. Gene Ontology annotation, molecular function: pullulanase activity. The record is from RefSeq and is a predicted model, not a curated record. The transcript has 28 exons. Lineage: Eukaryota; Viridiplantae; Streptophyta; Magnoliopsida; Caryophyllales; Amaranthaceae. Gene Ontology annotation, biological process: carbohydrate metabolic process.
UAUCUAAUCUCAUACAUUUUCUCAUCAGUUUCCACACAAGUGACGCACAGUCGCACACAACUACACAACAUCAAGAUUGGAAAAGAGGCACACCAAACAAUUAGCGGGAAGUGACAAACAAACCAUAACAAUGCUACUUAGCCUUUAUCAUCAUAGUACCAGAUUUCAUCAAAAUCAACCGAAAAUUUUCACUUUACACCAUCAUUUUUCUGCAACUCAACUGAAUUUUCUGCUUCAACCGCCAUAACCAAAAGCUUCAACUUCACUACCCCUUUUUAUCAAAUGUCAUCACUACUAUAUAACUCCAUUGUUGUUCCUUCUAAUCUUCACCACACUAAUCUUGGAAGCUUCAGUAAUUUUUCAUUACAACCCUUCAAUUUUAGUGUAAUUACUAAACUACCCAUCUCAAACUCCACUGCUAUUGGUUAUAGUUCUAAACCUUUUGAUUCAUCAUCAAAGAAAUCAUCUUGUUGUUGUUGUUGCUCCAUGGCUGUUGAACUUGAUUCCUCUUCUUCUGCUUCUCAGAAUGGCUUGCAAGGGAGUUUGAAGUAUUGUAGAGCAUAUUGGCCUAGCAAGUAUAUCAUUGCCUGGAAUUUUGACGUUGGGAAUGGUUCAUACUACUUGUUUGCUAGUAAAACUGCUUCACUAAUGGUUACAGAUGCUGGGAUACAAGGUAGUGAUGUGAAGAUUAAGCUUGAGAAGGACAAUGGAGGACUGCCAACCAAUGUCACUGAAAAAUUUCCCCAUAUUAGGGGAUACAAGCCCUUAAGAGCUCCUGCCAAUCUGGAUGUUGACAAUCUGCUGAAGUGUCAACUAGCAGUUGCUGCUUUCAGUGCUGAUGGGACUUGUAGAAAUGUUACUGGGUUACAGCUACCCGGUGUAAUCGAUGAGUUAUAUUCAUAUGAUGGGCCUCUGGGUGCUAUCUUUUCGGAAGACUCCAUAUCACUUAACCUAUGGGCUCCCACUGCUCAAACUGUCUCUGCCAGCAUUUUUAGGGACCCUUCAGGCGGUGAACCGUUGCAAACUGUCAAACUAAAUGAUACUAAUGGUGUUUGGAGCGCUGUUGGGCCAAGAAGCUGGGAGGGUUGUUACUAUGUGUAUGAAGUUGAUGUCUACCACCAUACCACAUUGAAAAUUGAAAAGUGCUUUGCUAAUGAUCCAUAUGCCAGAGGGAUUUCAGCUGAUGGAAGACGAACAUUGUUGGCUGACUUGAAUUCUGAAUCUCUGAAACCUGAAGGAUGGGAAAACCUUGCUGAUGAGAAACCUCAUCUUCUUUCGCCAUCUGACAUCAGUAUCUAUGAGCUGCAUGUAAGAGAUUUCAGCGCUAAUGAUUUUACCGUGCAACCUGACCUCCGAGGUGGAUAUCUUGCUUUCACAUCACAGGACUCAGCUGGUGUUCUUCAUUUGAAAAAGUUGUCUGCUGCUGGUCUUACUCACGUGCAUCUGCUACCAACCUUCCACUUUGCUGAAGUUGAUGAUGACAAAAAGAAUUGGAAAGUUGUAGAUACUAAGGUAUUAGAAACACUACCACCUGAUUCAGAAGAGCAACAAGCUCAUAUAACUGCCGUCCGAGAUGAGGAUGGAUAUAAUUGGGGGUAUAACCCUGUUUUGUGGGGAACUCCUAAGGGAAGCUAUGCAACUGAUCCAAAUGGUCCGAGUCGUAUAAUUGAGUUCAGAAAGAUGGUUCAGGCGCUAAAUCAUAUUGGGCUUCGUGUAGUGCUGGAUGUUGUCUAUAACCAUUUAAGUAGCAGUGGCCCAUUGGAUUACAAUUCUGUCCUGGACAAGAUUGUUCCAGGUUACUACUUGAGAAGGGAUGCUGAUGGUGCUAUUGAGAAUACCACGUGCAUGAAUGACACUGCUAGCGAGCAUUAUAUGGUUGAACGUCUGAUUUUGGAUGAUCUAAAAUCUUGGGCAGUCAAUUAUAAGGUUGAUGGUUUCAGAUUUGAUCUAAUGGGCCACAUAAUGAAACAUACGAUGGUGAAAGCAACAAGUAUGCUCCAAGGCCUGUCAAAAAGCAAAGAUAGGGUAGAAGGUUCAAGCAUCUAUUUAUAUGGUGAAGGAUGGGACUUUGGUGAAGUUGCAAAUAAUGCACGUGGUGUAAAUGCGUCUCAACUAAAUCUUGGUGGAACAGGGAUUGGAAGCUUCAAUGAUCGAAUUCGAGAUGCAGUGCUUGGUGGGGGUCCAUUUGGUCCCGCUUUGCAGCAAGGUUUUGUGACUGGUUUAUCUUUACAGCCUAAUGAUCAGGACCAUGGUGGUCAAGCUAAUGCAGAUCGUAUGCUUGCCGUAUCAAAAGAUCAUAUUCAGGUUGGGCUGGCUGCAAACUUGAGAGACUAUGUCCUAACAAAUUGUGACGGGAGAGAGGUAAGAGGUUUUGAUGUUCGAACCUAUGGUGGAUCACCAGUUGGGUAUGCUAUGCAGCCAAUAGAAACUAUCAACUAUGUCUCAGCUCAUGACAAUGAAACUCUGUUUGAUAUUGUCAGUUUGAAGACUCCUACUUACAUCACGGUGGAUGAGAGAUGUAGGAUAAAUCAUCUAGCUACCAGUAUCAUAGCACUUACUCAGGGAAUACCGUUUUUCCAUGCCGGUGAUGAAAUGCUGCGCUCAAAGUCCCUUGAUCGUGAUUCUUAUAACUCUGGGGAUUGGUUUAACAGGUUGGACUUCACCUACAACUCCAACAACUGGGGUGUUGGUCUUCCUCCAAAGGAUCACAAUGAGAGCAAAUGGCCUUUUAUAAGACCAAGAUUGGGAAAUCCAUCCUACAAGCCUGAUAAGAGCCACAUCAUUGCUGCUGUUGAAAAUUUCACGAACUUGCUGAAAAUUAGAUACUCUUCCCCACUUUUUCGUCUAAGGAGUGCGAAGGAUGUUCAGGAUCGAGUACGCUUUCACAAUAAUGAACCAUCUUGGAUUCCUGGGAUUAUAGUUAUGAGCAUGGAAGAUGGUCAUGCUGGUUCCCCUGCAUUGUCACAAAUCGAUCCCAAGUUCCAGUAUAUUGUUGUACUAAUCAAUGUUCGUCCCACUGAAACCAAGUUUUACAACCAUGAUCUGCGAGCUAAAUCCCUACAGCUGCAUCCGAUACAGUCGAUGUCAAACGAUGUGAUUGUCAAGCAGUCGAAGUACGAGCCAUCCGCAGGAUGCUUUACUGUACCCCCUAAGACAACCGCGGUGUUUGUUGAGCCCCGACAGAGUUAAGCUGAACUCAGAGGUUGUUGUCUGAGAUCACGACUGCCUAUGGCUGUCAUAAAGAGGAGUUUCUUUCUAAAUAAUGCACGGUUCAACAAAAUAACUUAAGCCUACAACUGAGGCCUCAUAGUACUUACAUUUCAGCAAAAAUAAGUGUACUUUGUACCAAUCAAGCGAGCAGGUGGCUCAGGUGGUUAGAACUUAGAGCUAUUCUCUCUUUUAUCUCCUUGAAGUUAGGUUUAAAUUUUCGGGAUAUUACACUAUAUGAAUAAAUAAAAUAGAAAGGGUGACAAAUUUGUUACUUGUUCGUCCCAAUAAAGGGCCUCCCAAGUCCCAAAUCUUAUGUGUUGUGUAGUCCUUUUGUGACUCGUAAAUAAAACAGUGACUUGUUAUAUUUACGUCGAA